This is a messenger RNA of Athene cunicularia (burrowing owl), 5976 nucleotides long. It is a transcript of the gene SAMD7, whose product is annotated as sterile alpha motif domain containing 7. The transcript has 9 exons. Lineage: Eukaryota; Metazoa; Chordata; Aves; Strigiformes; Strigidae. Bases 194 to 1825 code for a protein of 543 amino acids. Gene Ontology annotation, molecular function: protein binding. The record is from RefSeq and is a predicted model, not a curated record.
GUUAAGGCAGUUUUUGACAUGUCAAUCUUGAUGUGUUUUAAAAGCUGCCAAUCACAUUACUGAGGCAGCUUGUAAGGAAGACUUAUAGUGAAGGCACAUACUCUUGGAUGCUCAUGGUGUCUUCAUUUUACCCAAAACUAAGGUCUUCACAAUAGAUAACUUUACAGCAGAAAAGUUGCUGCCUCCUUGCAGCAUGACUCCACGAGAUCACAUAAGAAAAAUCUCUAUCCUGGGGGAACAAGGAACACUAGAAGAAAAGCACUUAUACCGACUAGCAAGUGGCAUGGCAGCAGGAGAACUGCGGCAGCGGCAAGAGAUGCUAAUGAGAAAUCAGCUGAUGGCAGUGAACCCCCAGAUAAUGGGCACAGGCCAGCAGAGGAUGCAGGCAAUUCCCUCCCAGUUUGAGCCUCGACUGGUAGACAGAGAUCUGUUACCUUCAACUGAAAUGAUGGCAUCAGCUGACCCAAGACAAAUCCAUAUGGCAUCCCACCUCGGACCCACAGUCCCACAGCACACAAACAUGCCAAACAUUUUGUCCAACCGUGUUUACCCAGGCCCAGGAUAUAGUUUUCUGCAACCAGAAUCCAUGGAAGCUGUGGCCAGAAGACAGGAACUGGUUCAAAAGCAAAAUAUUGCCAGAAUGGAAAUGGAGAUGAGUGCUAUUUUUCAGCAAAAAGAAAUGGAGAAAGCCCAUCGGAAAGGGCUGCUGGGACUGGAAUCACCUUUCCUUUACCAUGGGAUGGCAGCUAGUCCCAUUGCUUUCCGUGGGAGGCACAGACUGCCUGAAGGCCAUCUUCCUGGGGAUUUAUAUGUUCAUCGUACCACCCUCGAUGAAAUUCAUGGCAACACCAUGCUCAUGGCAACCAGCCCGUACCCGCCAGUCAGCACUUUGCAAAGGGAGAGGGGACGUCGCCCAGGGAGAAGAGCUGGAAAUCACAAAACUGCAGACUGUAGCGCCAAUGGCACAAAGAACCAAGCUGAUGACAAAACUACAAACCUUGCUUCAGCUGCAGGGGAUGAUGAGAAAGAAGACAAGAAAGAAGCAGAAGUGGAGACACCAAACAAGCAUGAACAAAGCAAAAACCAGACUGAGCCACCUGCAGUUGCCAAAAACUGUAAAGAGUUUGAACAAGGCUUGAGAAAAAACUGUGCUACUCAUGAAAUUUCUACUGAAACCAACAGCUGCAGCAACACAAAUGAGAAGGAAUCUAAUAGCUCCUGUGCUGCUUUUGAUGACAAGUACAUGUACCCUUCUGCAAUCCCAUUCUCAGCGUUACCAUGUGGAUUUCCAGUUCCCAGCAACCCACUGCUACCUUCAGGAGCACAUGGCCUGAUCCUGAACGGAGAAGACAUUUCUUCCAUUGAAGACAUUCGCAAGUGGACUGUUGAUGACGUAUACAACUUCAUCAUUAACCUCCCAGGCUGUUCAGAUUAUGCUGAGAUAUUUAAAGAUCACGCUAUUGAUGGAGAAACCCUCCCACUGCUGACAGAGGAACAUCUCCUGGAUACCAUGGGAUUAAAACUCGGACCAGCAUUAAAAAUCCGCUCUCAGGUGUCUCGACGUCUGGGCAAUGUGUUCUACAUGAUGAAUCCUCCUCUGGCUGUGCCCCUGCCACCUGCUCUAGGCAAACCCCCAGAUCAGCCCUCUGACAUAACCUCCCCUCUUCACGGCAACAGCAGCGGUGAUAUGCUGGACAGUCCCUGCUCUCAGGACCCAGAAACUUCAAAAGCAGUGGAACAGAUCAUUUCAGAAAGCAGGGAAAAUCCAUGUGACUCAGCUGGAUCUCAGGCUGGCUUCCAGAUGAUAACUUUCCAAAAAAGUUGAGCUAAGUCCAGGAUAUAACAUGUUCUUAAUAACACAGGAACCUCUAGUUAUAAAGUGUUUGAGAAGUAGCUACAGCCUGAAACCACUGUGUGACUGGGGCUGAAUGAAAUAAGCCACAAAUGCAGCAUGAGGAAGUGUGGUAUCUGAAAGGCAUUAAAAAAAUGCAACUACAUGUUAGUGCAAUUAUUUUCAAGUGCAAUUCAUUGAAAAGAAUACCAGUACAGUUAAUGCGUACAUCUAAUUUUUCAUUAAAGCCCACUGUCAUCACUGAAAUCUGUCAAGACUCAGAGUGCACUGUCUUACAGUGUGUUCCUGCGGGCAGCUGAGAAACUACAAGGAAAAGUUACAGCUUCCACACAUAGCUGACUUCUGCUUCUGUGGAACAAAAUCCAUGCAGAAAAAUUAAAUUGGGAGAGUACAAAAUUACCUGCAGAAUUACCUAGACUCAGCAAUUAGAUUUAAUUCCAUUGCUAUUCUAGAAAUAAGCCUUUCUAAGUGCCUGGAAAGGGUAUGCAGGGUAUAGACAAGAUACACAGAUUAAACCCUGGACAUGAAAAUAUCAUGUGUAACAGCAAUUUUAAUUAUUCUGAUGCAUUCUUAUCACCGGUGUUUGAAUUUGUUUUGUAUGACUGCACAGCUGAGAUGAGUUUAGGAGGAAGCAUCAGGAGACUCUGACAUGAAGACCAGUCACUGGGACAGGAAGGUUCCUGCAGGGAGCAGGCUCAAAGCCACCUGGUUCCUGCCAAACUGCCACAGACCCGUCCCCUCAGCUCACCUGGGCAAGCCAAGAAAGCCCUUCACUCAGCAGCACGCUCAGUGCCCUUCAUUUUAGAAGACGCCAUCAAUUUUAGCCUGAAAGCUCCCUUUUUGCUGCAAAAAUAUGGUUUCCCCUCACUUCUGCUACUGAUGCUUCAUUACCUCACAGCAAACAAGAACCACAAAAUAGAGUUUUUAGCUAGGGAUAAAUCCCUAGCACUUUAUUGUGAUUCCUGUGUGAAUUACCUUGCUCCCCUCUUUGGAGGUUUGGUCAUAUACUGGUCUUCCACGUAGGCUUUGGAAGUCAGUAUACUUCCACUCUCCUUGCAAGAAUUACUUCUUUACUCCAAAGAACACACAAAUAUUUUUGAUACAAUUAAUAUCUGUAAAUUGAGAGUUGCUAGAUUGCAGAUCUGCUGUAUAUAACUGCUUUAGAUUCUCUCCCCUUUGUUUAGUUUGUGUGGCCUCGAGUACUUCUGAACCAAGAUGUACGCUGCUGUUUGGACAGUGAGUGUCUAAACACAUGAGGAGGGGAAUAUUCCCAUAUUUUAGACUUUCACUUUAGCCUGAGAUAAAUUGUUUUAUAUUUAUAUUUGUGCACUAGAUAAUAGAUGAUUAGAUGUUUGCAAUAAGAUGUUAAUCUUACUAUACCAUUCAAACUUUGCAGCCUUCAGAAGGGCAAAUAUCUAUAGUACUUAUUUUCUGAAAUAGCAAAGUCUUUCUGUGAAAGGAGUUGAGCCUGAUUCUGCUUUCACUGAAAACUGCCACUGACACCAAUGAUGGCAAGUUUGGGCUCUGUGCAUAUAUCUCCAAAUACUGUAACUGGAGUGUAUGAUUUAAGGGUUAACCAGUAAAAUCCAGUAAGGCCCAUUGCAAAAGCAUGGUUUCCUAUGCAGCAAAAUACUCCGAAGCUGCAGACAGACCCUAAAAUAAUCCCCUCCUAAGUGAAGUGUUGACCUUUACAUCUGUGAUCUGGUGAAAUAAUGGGAAUCUUUCCCAAGAGUCUGUAUUAUGUCUUAUGCAUCAUCUUUGGGUAUUUUUCAUAUAAGAAACUAUUUACUGAAUGCUUAAUAGUGUUCAACAAAAGCAAAAUUAUAACCUGAAGCUGGAAAGUUUAACUAUAACUCCAUAAGACUGCCGAAAAGAAGUACAACAGCAGUAUUAAUCUUGAAACAGCAAUUAGUUAGCUCUUCGUCUCAAUUAAUUUUAAAAAGUGUUGACCUCUGUUCUCUUCAUCAACUUUUCUACAUUUUUUUCACGGCUUUAAAAUUUAGUAAGGCAGCCUGGAGAGUUUUAUGUUGAAUUUGGUAAUGUAAAUGUUUACUUUUUCAGAUUCUGGAUGAAACACAAUUAAUGUACAAAAUCAUAUUCUGUUUGAAAUGCUUUUACCUGUUAUUUUAACACAUCUUGGAUGUGUUAGAUACACCAGAAAAAAUGUUUUACUUUUACAGUAGAUUUAACUAUUGUGACUUUUUUUUUUUUUUUGGUAAAUGUAGGCUGUUCAUAUACUGCAAGGGAAAAAGAAAAUAUGUUUAUAUAGUAAAAGUGCUUGUUAAAAUCAAAAAACCAACAGGAACAUCAAAUCUGUUUAGCAUCUAAAACAAUUUCUAACUUUUCUUUUGUAUGAUGGACGAUCAUGUUGACAAUGUCACUUACUAAACACUGGUUUUCAAAUGGCAUCCUCAUUACAAUCCUCAUUGUAAGAAAUAUUUGACUUAAUUCACGUGAGACCUUCUCCACCCUGGAAGAAUCUCCGAUACGUUUCUAGGUCAAUGAGGCCACGAGAUGUCGCUGCAAAGCUAAGAGAGGUUAUCCACUACCCGUCAAAGGGAGAUGCAGCACGCUUGGAGUACGGGUGGCCUGGUAAGGGCAAGGAUAUCAAGAAACUGAAGUUGUUUUAGUAAAGCAACAGCAGAGGAGCUUGACUUGGAAUCCCAUACGCCAAGGAAGAAAGAUUGAAAUCUGGUUUUGAAGAGUGUGACUAUUUUUGUAAAUGGUUCAAACAUGGACAAUGCCAAAAGCGGAGAAAGCUGGGAUGCAAACUUUGCAGUCUGGUACUACUUCUGCAAUUAAAAAAAAAGUAUAAUCCUUUGCACAUACUGGGCUCUUCUUCCCAAAAUGACAAAAAGAAUUACUUCAUGGCUUCCUGUACUGGGGUGGAGUUGUGCCAGAGCAGCCAAAAUGCAGUAGGGCCUGGACUGCAUACAACCAUAGAGUGAAACAGGAAGGAAAGGGGUUUACCUAAAUGGACACAAUCAAUUCUACUUCUAAUGAAGGAAAUACCAUUGCUAAUGAAUGUUUCCUCUCCUACAAGCACUUCAGAGAGAAUGAAAUAAAAAACCCAGGUAACAAUUAAAAAAAUACAUAGAAUAAGUAGACAGACCCAUAUUUUCAGACUUUGAUGUAUUCCAGGAAUUACAUUUAUGGGUAAACAUUGGGGCCUUACCGAUUCUCAGCAGCUACAUGUUCUUUUUUGAUUUUUAAUGCUUAUUCCAGCUGCAAAGGGGUGUAGCAGCAAUCACCAGUAUGUAAGACAGCUGGCAGAACUCUACUACUUAAUGACUUUCUGGUGCUUAUGCCACCACUGUAUUCAUUUUUUUCUGCUAUGCCACUAAAAUCACAAUGGGAUAGAGAUGAUGUAUUUUAAUAUGUGUGGCAUCAUUAGAAAUGUUUCACUUCUAUUGUUGUAUUAAUCUGUAAUAGCGAUGCAGUUAAUGAAGAAGAGAAUGUUUUUAUGAUAUGUAGAAGUAUCUGAUUUUGGCUGUAUCUACUCGAAACGUGUAGGCUCCUAGGGACAGGGACUUCCAUUUCAUUUUUUUAUAGGGAAAGGUGAAAGACAAGAUAAAUAAAAAGGUAUAACAAACAUAACAAAAUGGUUCUGUACUACAAAUAACAGUUUUAGGAAAGUCCUGAAAAGGAAGCAAUGGUUUGUCCUUCCUACCAUAACCUGUGUUUCUGACCUCAUGAUUGCUGCAUGUGAUGAUGAUGUGGAAUGCAUAUUCACGCAGACUUAAAUAGAUAAUCCUCUUCUCAAUUCCCCAGGUGAAAAAUUUCUAAAACCCACUAUGAAUACAGUGCAGUUAGGCAGAAUUCUUACCUGGUCCAAGUCAGGCAGUCAUUGUAAUCAAGCACACGAAAACAGGCAGCUAAAUCCACAAGGCAAUGGUAUUUCAAACCAACUCAUACGCAUGCCACCAGCUACUUUAUAAAAUUUAGAAUUCUGAGACCUUAUACAAUCGUGAAUCCACCAUAAAAUAGUUUUCAGAAUGUUAAUUUAUCCUUUGAAUGUGAAACAGAAAAAAAAAAAAAUUUAAACUACGUAGAAACGUCUCAUAUUUAGACUUUCUAAAUACCCUAAUACAAUGUUGAUUGGUUGUGUAGUGUUUUGUGUCACC